ACACUCAAAUACUCGAGACGAAAUCUCCAAAACCCUGGCCGCGAUCACUCCUCCAGAGAUCCCCGCAAUGCUCGCCGGAGGCUCCAGCUCCGGCAUUGGCCGCUCCGGCAGCCGACGCCCUAGAUUCCCCCGUAUCCCUCUCACCCACCCCUCGUCGUCUUCAACCCAGCCGAAUUCGAGCUCCUCGGCCCCUGCCUGCACGGCCUUUGAUCUUGCCUACUUCCAAGCUUACUCCGAUAUUGGCAUCCAUGAGGAGAUGCUCAAGGAUCGUGUGCGGAUGGAGACAUAUCAGGAUGCGAUUUCACGGUACCGACACUUGAUUGAAGGCAAAAUUGUGAUGGAUGUUGGCUCCGGCACAGGUAUUCUUGCUAUAUUUUGUGCUCAAGCUGGUGCGAAGAAGGUCUAUGCAGUAGAGGCUAGUGACAUUGCAGAAAAGGCUAAAGAAAUCGUAAGAGCGAACAAUCUAGCUGAGAAGGUCAUUGUUCUUCAUCAAAGAGUUGAGGAUGUUGAAAUUAGUGGGAAGGUUGAUGUCAUAAUUUCAGAAUGGAUGGGCUAUAUGCUUGUGUAUGAGAGUAUGCUGUCCAGUGUAAUUUUUGCCCGGGAUAAGUGGCUUAAACGAGGAGGUCUUAUUCUUCCUUCACAUGCUACGUUGUAUAUGGCACCAGUCACAAACUCUAUUAAAUACCAACAAUGCGUUGAUUUCUGGAACAAUGUUUAUGGAAUUGAUAUGUCUGCAAUGGUUCAACUUGCAAGACAGUGUGCAUUUGAAGAGCCAAGUGUAGAGACAAUACAGGGAGAGAAUGUACUGACAUGGCCAUUUGUGGUCAAAAGUGUGAAUUGCUACACAGUUGUUGCUCAGGAGCUGGAAUGUAUUAGUGCAGAGUAUAGAUUUUCAUCAAUGAUGGAUGCUCCUCUUCAUGGAUUUGCCUUCUGGUUUGACGUGGAGUUUAAUGGGCCAGCUAUAACUCCUGUCCAAGGUUCACAAUACCCUCUUCAAAGUUCACUGCUAGACUUAUCUACAAAUGAGUCAGCAAAUGAAACGACAAAUGAUUCAAAUCGUCAGAGAAAGAUAAAGUCCAAUGAGACAAUUGUGCUAUCUACUGCUCCUGAGGAUGCUCCGACUCAUUGGCAGCAGACCCUGCUUUAUUUUUACUAUCCAACUGAGGUGAAGAAAGACCAGAUAAUAGAAGGCUCCAUUAAGCUGUCUCAGAACAGAGAGAAUGCACGGUUUAUAAACAUUCUCCUCAAGUGCUCCUGCGGCGGUAAUACAUUAGUAAAAGAGUCUGUUUUGAGGUGAUAUUCUUGUUAGCUGCUUCUCAAGAAAUGUUGAUUGAUUACCAUCGCCUUUUAUGCCGUCUACAUGAUUGGUCGAGAAGAUGAUGGUAUAUAAAUCAAACUUGGCUUUUCGGCAAGACUUUCUUGAUUAAGUUAUCAACAGAAAUCGUCCCGGUUCACACGUAUGACAACAUUGCUGUACACUAUUACUGACAGGUAAUGUUAGGAACAUUAUUAGCUUUGAAAUGUGACCACAGCCUGAAGAAUGUGACCGAUCAAUGGCUUUUUCUGCAGCUGUUGUAGUUUAGAUGAUCAGUAUUUCAACUAAUCAACCAUCUUUAACACGGUUUCGGAGUUUCAUUCCGGCAAGUGAACUCCAGCUUUUAGUGGAAAAGGUUUUACUUCUGUGUCUGUUCCGUUGAUGUUUACUUUUACCAUGUUAGCAGUAGACGGUGUAAAUACCAUUGUGAUCUCUGCCCAAAGAGGACAUCCUUGUAGAACUUUGAUUUAUUGAUGUUCUGUGAUUCAAUUGUUUUCAUUGGAUGAUUUGAAGAUUUUUUUUUUCUGAAA
Molecule: messenger RNA, 1845 nt
Organism: Dioscorea cayenensis subsp. rotundata (Guinea yam)
Lineage: Eukaryota; Viridiplantae; Streptophyta; Magnoliopsida; Dioscoreales; Dioscoreaceae
Product: probable protein arginine N-methyltransferase 6
Exons: 13
Coding region: 68-1297 (409 amino acids)
Biological process (GO): peptidyl-arginine methylation
Molecular function (GO): protein-arginine N-methyltransferase activity
Source: RefSeq, a predicted model, not a curated record